Molecule: messenger RNA, 2410 nt
Organism: Uranotaenia lowii
Lineage: Eukaryota; Metazoa; Arthropoda; Insecta; Diptera; Culicidae
Product: 37 kDa salivary gland allergen Aed a 2-like
Exons: 5
Coding region: 2-1027 (341 amino acids)
Molecular function (GO): odorant binding
Source: RefSeq, a predicted model, not a curated record
UAUGAAGCUUUUGCUAGUGUUGAUGUGCUUUGUAGGCAAAUUGGUGGUUUCUGAGAAUUGGAAGCCACUGAACCCAGAGGAAACGUUUUUCAUGUUUGUUCGCUGUGUUGAAAAUAAUAUUGGAAAAUCGACCCACAAGCUGCAACACAUGCAAGCCUGGAGCAAAUGGGAAAACUUUGGACCGGAAGAGGAAGCUUCCUACUGUUUCUUCAAGUGCUGCAUGGAGGGAUACGGUUUGUAUGACCCUUCGACAGGAAAUGUUAAGGCCGCGAGAAUCCAAACCCAAUACGACUCAUACAAAACGUACCCAAACUAUGAUGUUGGUUCGACCAAAAUAGCUGAAAUCGUAUCGGCGUUCGCAAAAGUCACUGAAAGUGUCGAUAACAACUGCACGGCAGUCUACGCCAGGUUUGAACCAAUUUACAAACACUUCAACGACUCAUUCCAGAUUAUUUAUCAUGGACAUCAUGAUUACGUACGUCCAGUUUAUCAGGCCAUGAGUCAAACGAUGAAAAGUCCUCUACACUCACAAUUCCAAUUUUGUUGGAACAUUUUAUCCGAUGAUGCUCGUACAGUUUUAUGCGCCAAUAAAGAAAAAAGGAAGACUACCAAUGUAUCAAAUGACAGCAGUUUUUCUCCAUACAUCAACUGUGUGUUCAAAGGCUUGCGCUAUUUGAAUGCUGAUUCUAGCGUUAACGCUCAGGAAAUCAUGAGAGACUUUUACCUGGUCAACAAAACUAGCAACUCUAUCAUCUCCGACCUUCAAAGUUGGGUUCCAGAAAUAAACGGACAAGGUGCCGAAUAUAGAGCAGCAAGUCUUUUCGAUAAGCUUACGGGUGCUGCGGGCGCUUCCGAAGAUUUGAAUGAAGCUUGGGACUAUCGUGAAAUUCGUUCCAAGAACUAUACUUAUGCUCUUAGAAAUGGAGGAGUUUAUAAUAGAGCUGAUGUAAAGGCUCUCGUAACACAAAUUGAUGAAGCUCUCUGUCCAUCUUCAACUAUUGAAGAUACUGGAGUCAUUGUUGCUUAAUGACCUGUAAUUCCAUAUCAUAAAUUAUACACUGUGAGGGAUGUAAAACUUAUACAUAUCUAUCAUGCAGCAUCAAAUGAAUUUUAAUAUAUUUAUAAAAGGUGAAAUUUAGAGAACUUUUAAAACAGCUUACAAGGUAAAAGUUCUAAGGGAAGAAAAAACUAGAACUCAGAUUCAACGCCCUAGUCUGAUCAUCCACAAACAGGUUUGCUUGCACCUUUCAUCCCUAUCCAGACAGUCAUUUUCCCAACCUAGAUGCAAUCACAGUGCAAUAUCGGCCUAGUGAAGAUGAAUGAACAUAAAAAUAAAGGAAAAAAAAUAACAGCAAACCUCUCCAAAACAUAAUCUACCAUCACGAUUGCGGGAUUAAGGAACCUAACUUUGGCUAGAGCCAAAGAAGAAGAAGAGCUACAUUGCUUCAUGUUGGCUUGUUGUUUCCUAAUCGAUACCUCGUGAGGCUAAUUUGUCUGGACCAAAGUCGAUCGAUUGUUUUAAGUGGGUUUCACAUGAGAACAAUCUUUCUCCGGUUUGCUUUUUUUUUUCUUCCAAUGAGCAGAUCUCAUUGGGGUCUAUUUCGAAACAUUUUUCAACAACUACAACUAAUACAUGGAAUGGAGCUGCAGCAGAACUUACGUUUUCUGUUUUCAAGAAGCAUGGGAAAUUUGUUUGCCUUCAUCAGUUGUUGCUGCUGCUGCUGCUGCUGCUGAUAGUGGAACGUGUGCAUUAUGUUUUACAGGUUUUCAUCGGGAGGCUUCCUGGCCUUAUGGAGUUGAGAAGCAGGUGGCGCUAGAUCAGCACUUGUAUUUGCAGCAUUUCUAACAGCUUCGAAACAGAAGCAUGUUCCUUGUUCCUGGGAGGCAAAGUUCCCCGGAGGUUACAUAUGGGAACAUGUUUCAGCACUUCUUGUUGAUUGUAAUCAGUAGCAUCACUGGUUUACUGGAUUUCUGGAGAUAUUUUUUCCGAUUUUUUUUUAAAUAAGCUGGAGGUUUGUGUAGGGAUGAGAUGAAGAAUAUACAGAAAAUAAAUCAAAUUUAAUUAGGAAUAAAAUAAAAUAAUAGAUGUAUUCGGCAACACUGUAGAUGAAUAAAAUAAAAUAAAUUUCUAUGAGAACAUUUGCUAUUUUGGCAGCACUUGACAAACAAACAAAACAAAGGCAGUCAUUGAUCUAUUCUUGCGAGCGACAGACGUGUUUAGGUGAAUCUCUGAAUUGAGAUUCGUAAAAUCACGACAGUUUGGACGGAUGAUGCCCUCGGGUGCCUGGGGCUAUUUUAUCGAGGGUUUAAAUUAUAUAAAGCCUUUACGAAAUUCGAUAAGGCCGGAACAAAUUUCAAAUUCUUCUUUUGUCACUCGGAGUUGGAACAUCGCGAGGGGGGGGGACAAUAA